Penicillium roqueforti is the source of this 207-nucleotide messenger RNA. RefSeq lists its product as uncharacterized. Lineage: Eukaryota; Fungi; Ascomycota; Eurotiomycetes; Eurotiales; Aspergillaceae. The record is from RefSeq and is a predicted model, not a curated record. The transcript is spliced from 2 exons. Bases 1 to 207 code for a protein of 68 amino acids.
AUGGCAGUUGCUUGGGUUUUUAAUUGCUUGGCGUUGAGGCGACACGGGACAAUAGAUCAUACCCCAACGCAUUUUAACUGCGGUCUGACGGGGAUAUGCAUUGAUGGCGACUACGACUGGGAUACCAUAAUACGAUGUGUAUCGGUGCUGGUACAAGAAGAAUUGCGGGUGGAAAAUGGCAAAGUCACGAGGCACACUGGACCCUAA